CUCCGUUAUUCCGCUGCAUGGGUUUGCAACCUAAUUUUUUGCACUAGUUUAGCAGUGCAGUUACAAAGAACAGACCUUUAAAUUAUAUCGUGUAGAGAUUUUCCUUGGUACCAACAUUAUCCCCUCUACUUUUCCGGAAAUUGUCGCCUAACCUCUCUUGGCUUUAGGUUCGUUGUGUGCAGCCUUCGUAAUUGGAUUUUGGAAAAAAAGUGUUAAGACCUGUGCAAACCAUAACUAUGGCGGACGUUUUGGACAUUGAUAAUGCCGAGGAAUUCGAAGUCGACGAUGAAGGCGAUCAGGGUAUUGCUCGUCUUAAAGAGAAAGCGAAGAGAAGGAAAGGUAGAGGUCAUGGUGCCGAGUUAGUAUCAACAAGAGAUGAUGUUGGGCAUUAUGAAUCUAUGAAUUUGGUUGAAGAAGAUGAUAAUGAACCUGGUCCUCAAAGAUCUGUGGAAGGAUGGAUUUUGUUCAUAAAUUCUGUGCAUGAAGAAGCACAAGAAGAUGACAUUCAGGACAAAUUCUCUGAGUUUGGCCAGAUCAAAAACUUACACUUGAAUUUGGACAGAAGAACAGGAUUUUUAAAAGGUUACGCAUUGGUAGAAUAUGAAACUUUUAAGGAAGCUCAAGCUGCAAAAGAAGCUUUGAAUGGUACAGAAAUCUUGGGACAGGCUAUUUCUGUUGAUUGGUGUUUUGUAAAAGGACCAAAGAAGAUCAGAAAAAGAAGUCACCGAAGGCGAUGAGUCCCAUAAUAUAUGCCCAAACUAUAAUUAUUAUCAUUAUUGUGUGUGACUAAAGCACUUCUAUAAAAAAAAAAUUUUAUAUUUGAUAAGCAUUCUGUAAAUUCUUAAUAGAAAUCAUUUCUGACAAGAUUAACUUUAUAUGUAGUGAUAGAAAUGUAAGAAUUUCGUGCAGAUAAUCAAUAAAUAAAGGAUAUCAUAUA
Messenger RNA from Odontomachus brunneus, 937 nucleotides. It is a transcript of the gene tsu, whose product is annotated as RNA-binding protein 8A. NCBI's taxonomy places the organism in Eukaryota, Metazoa, Arthropoda, Insecta, Hymenoptera, Formicidae. The coding region runs from base 237 to 737 and encodes 166 amino acids. Gene Ontology annotation, cellular component: cytoplasm; nucleus; exon-exon junction complex. The transcript has 5 exons. Gene Ontology annotation, molecular function: mRNA binding. Gene Ontology annotation, biological process: RNA splicing. The record is from RefSeq and is a predicted model, not a curated record.